GCUCAAUGUAACGUUGUCACAACUACGAGGGACAGAAGCUGAAAAAGUCAUUCGUUUAAAGGAGCAUGUCGAGGAAGAGCAUAGCACAUCGAGAAGCAUGCAUCUCAAUCUUCUUAUGUGCCUAACGUGCCAUGUCAUGUUGUGCCACAACAUUUGAGAGAGCCUAUAAGUUAGAAGACUUUGGAUGUCUUACAUAAGAAUGAUUAAUAUUUCUCUUAACAUAUCAUUCGAAGACGCUUGUGAUAACUACCAUUUGGGCCAGUAAUUCAAUAACACCAGAUAAACCAUGAGGGAGAUUACUGUUUGUUAAGGCUAGGAAUGCAUGUUCAUCGAUGAGAAAAUUACCCAAGAUAGACGACCAUGGGAAGUUUGUUGUUCCAUGUUUGAUAUCAGGGGUUGAGUACAUUGCUUCUCUCAUGAUAAUGGGUCCACGAUUAGUCUCAUAUCUAAGUACAUUGAUGAGAUAUUGGGUCUUGUUACAUGAGUUCAUAAGCUGACUAUGCAGUUUGUAGACUUUUCCACCAAGUCUUUAUUAAUUUUCUUGAUGUGAAAGUUGUAAAUUGUGUUGAUCUAAUUGAUUUUUAGGUGGUGGAUAUGGGCAAUGGUUUUAAUACACCUUUGAUUUUGGGGAGGGCGUUUCUGGCCACAGUAGUUGUAGUAUUUGAUUUGCCUAAGAACAAGAUAUUGUUUGCAAACAACGAUGAAAAUGUCUACUACGAAGUUGGGCCUAUAGACAAAAAAAAACUAUGCAUCUAUCUCUUGUGUUAGUGUGAUUAAUAGAUAUAUACAUGAAUAUCUUUCUCAGGGAAGUUUAAGUGAUAACAUAACUCGUGUUAGUGUUUUCUUUUCUUUUCCACAUUUUUUAAUGAAUCAAAUUCUGGCUGCACACAAUCGAUCCUCUUGCUUCUUCAAUGAACUUAAAAUUCCUUUUUGUGGGAUUAAUUUCUUUGCUACCCCUUAUUACCUUGAGAUGAUUUCCUAUAGAGGAUUCAAUGAAGCUUUCCUUCAGUGGUCGGCUAGAAAGUUUUUGGGAUUCUCCAAAGGUGGAAAUAUAUUGUCUAUGAUUUCACUGAAGACACUGAUUUUUGUAUAAGGAGCUUGCAGUUGUGUUUCGAUGUGGCCCGAUGGCUGUGAUGAUGUAGAUUGUGGAUCCAUUAGUCCACCGCCUAUACACGUGUGUAUCGUGUAGAAACAUAUGACUUUUUUGGUAAAUUUUAAUCAAAGAUGUAAAUGAUGGAAUUGUCCCUGUACCAUCACUUAUAAUCCCUGUUUUGUAAGUUUCCUAUUAAUGAAAGAGCUAAGAAUGCAUUAAUUUUCGAGUAGAUAGACUAUACCUUUGACUUCCCUUAGGGAAAACCAUUGUCUUGUCGUUUUUCCAAAGGCAUAUCCAUCUAAUUAUGAGGCGAGUAUGGUCCAUGACCUUUCUUUAACAAUAUUAUAAUAUAUUUAGAAACGUAAUUGAUCAUUUAUUGAUAUUGAAUAACUUUUGGUAUUUCUAAAAGAUACAUCUUUGACCAACAUUGUUUCGUAACUUGUUAAAAUUAUUAGUCAAAACUCGUAUCCGAAUAUAUUUUGAUGUACUAUUUCAAUAUUGUUUUACCUAUAAAUACUGAUACAUAUCAAAUUUAUGGAAAUAUAAAAAAAAAUUGGCUCAGAAAACAAAAUUGUUCGAACAAAAAUAAGUGAGAAAUUGCUGAUGGCGAGUGAUCAAAUCAUGCAUGUGCAACUUGAAUCUUUGGCUACUGAUGGAACCAAUAACUAUUUGUAUGAUCAAUUAUGGAAGUUAUGUGCUGGUCCUCUGUUUCAUCUUCCAAAAGUUGGAGAAAAGCUAGUUACAUCUAUGAACGACGAACUUUGUCAACUAAAACCGAUUUUUGAUAUUCCUUCAAAAAUUUGCUGCAAUGUUUUUAGUAUCAAGCUCAAGGUAGAGACAACAACAGAUGAAAUUUAUGCAGAAAUUUCUUUGUUGCCUGAUACAUCCGAAGUUGAAAUCCCAACUCCUAGACAUGAAAACAACGUACAAAACAUUAACUAUUUUACUAAGGUGUUAAGUGCUUCUGACACCAAUAAAAAGGGUAGUUUUGUUUUGAAUAAAAGACAUGCCAUUGAAUGUCUUCCUCUGCUGGAUACAUUUCAGCUAACACCAAGUCAAGAGGUAAUUGCUAAAGAUAUUCACGGUCAUGAAUGGAACUUUAAACACACUUUAAGAGGUAUGCCACAAAGACAUCUUUUCACAUCUGGUUGGAAUGAGUUUGCAAAAGGAAAAGAUUUGGUUGUUGGAGACUGUUUUGUAUUUCUCCGAGGAGAGAAUGGGGAAUCGCGAGUUGGAAUCAGAAAAUCAGCUCAUCAUCAACAACACAACAUACCAUCACCAGUAAUUUCAAAGCAGAGUAUGCACCAUGGUGUAGUUGCUACUGCAUUGAAUGCUAUCGAAAGAAAAUGUAUGUUUGUUGUGUUCUAUAAGCCAAGGUCGAGCCAGUUCCUUGUCAACUUCGAAAAAUUUAUAGAUGGAGUGAAUAGGAAACUUAGUGUAGGCUCCAGAUUUUUGAUGAAAUUCGAAGGAAGAGAUUUUAGUGAAAUAAGAUACUAUGGAACAAUAGUAGGAGUGAAAGAUUUCUCCACUCAUUGGAAAGAUUCAGAAUGGCGAAGUCUAGAGGUACAAUGGGAUGAAGCUGCAACAAUUCCAAGACCUGAUAAGGUAUCUCCAUGGGAGAUCGAGCCUUUAACACAUUCAUCCAACAUUCCCAAAUCAGUUUUUCUAAAAAACAAACGUCAAAGUGAAAUAAAUGAUUUUGGUAACAUGUCCAAACCCAACUACAAUGAGCAAAUGGUUAAAGCAAUGAAAGAAACGUCAACGACGACCGAGGCUGCUAGCUACAGACUGUUUGGAGUUGAUCUAACAUUUCCUGCAAAAACAAAAGAUCUCGUACAACCAACUCACUCGUAUAAAAAAUCUAAGAUUUCUAAAAUCUUUGAAGAAGAAAAGGUUGACCAGAUCCAAACUAAAACUCAUACUAAGGUUUGUAUGGAAGGUGCCGCAGAAAGAACUAUGGAUUUAACUAUUUUUGAUGGAUACAAUCAGUUGAUCGAUGAACUAGAAAGACUCUUUGAUAUCAAAGACAUGUUGCAUAUGCACAAUCAAUGGAAAAUAGUUUUUAUAAACGCUGAUGGAGAUAUGAUGCUUCUUGGCGAUGAUCCGUGGCCAAAAUUUUGCAAUACGGCGAAGGAAAUAUUCAUAUAUUCAGAAAAUGACGCCAAAAGAGGGAAUGCAGAUAACAAAUUCGCUGAAGGUGACCCAAGGUUGACAACAACAAUCUUACCACCAGAUGUCAACAAUAAUUAAAGAGGGUUUUGGUUUAAAAAUGUAAAACUUGCUUAUUUUAUAAUGUAUUAAAGAUUAUACUUGGAAAUGUGUGUGACUUAUAACUUAAAAGUAUAUUAUGGAGUUUUUGGGCAUUUAAUGAUUGGUAUUUUGUCUAUUGAUUGAAGUUUUAAAUGAAACAAAUAUCUUUCAUUUUUUUUUCAUUUCAAAUAUUUUGCUGGUAUGUUUAUUAUUGUGGGUAGGGGAGUAAACCAACCCAAAACCAAAUCAUAUCCAAAUGUUUUUUAAGCUUAUAAGGGUAAUGGAUUAAACCAAUCCAUUUGACAAAUGGAUUGGUUUAAUCCAUAACUCAUUUAAGUUAAUGAGUUACUCGUUUUAAUGGUUAACCCAUGAACAAUAAUUUUAUAGUUUAAAUGGUUAUUGAGUAAAAAAAAAUAUUUUUUGCGGCUGGAAUUAAAAAUAUUCAUUAGAAUUUAGAUAAAAAAUAUUGCAGUUUUGGGAAAAAAAAACUAUUUUGCAGUUUUGACAGGAAAUGUUUUUUUUUUUACAGUUUUAGCAAGGAAACAUGAUUUUGUAGUUUUGCGGAAAUAUGAUUUUGCAGUUUUGGUGGGAAAACAUGAUUUUACUUUUUUGGCAGAAAACUUUAUUUUACCGUUUAGCAGGAUAACAUGAUUUUGCAGUUUUAACGGGAAAACAUGAAUUUUGCAAUUUUGACAGAAAAUAUGAUUUUGCGGUUUUUGCAGGAAAAGAAAGUUGUGUGAUUUUAACGGGAAAAACAAGAUUAUUGCGGUUUUAGAGGGAAAACAUGAUUUAGGAUUUUAGUGGAAAUAGGAUUUUGCAGUUUCGGCAGCAGAAAACGAUUUUGUGGUUUUAACGGAAAAUACUAUUUUUUUUUAUUUUGGCGGGAAAACACGAUUUUAUGAUAUUGGCGAAAAAACAUGAUUUUGUAUUUUGGCGGAAAAACACAAUUUGCACUUUUAUUGGAAAAACUCAAUUUUGCGGUUUUCGGUAGGAAACAUGAUUUUGCGUUUUAGUGGGAAAUAUGAUUUUCCGGUUAAGGUAGGAAAACUCAAUUUACGGUUUGGUUGGAAAACUUAAAUUUUACCAUUUUGGCGGGGAAAAAAUGACUUUAAGGUUUUGGCGAAAAAACAUAAUUCUACGAUUUUGGCGGAAAACACGAUUUUACCAUUUUUGGAGAAAAAACGAUUUGUGGGUUUGGUGGGAAAACACGAUUUUUCUGUUUCAGCGAGAAAAUGAGAUUUAACGAUUUUUAUUGGAAAACAAACCAAUUUACAUUUUUUGUGGAAAAAGCUUGAUUUUAGAGUUUAUGCGAGAAAUAUGAUUAACUUUGGCUUAUUAAAACAACCAUACUAUAUAUAUAAAACUGAGUGUUAACAAAAAAAUAUAUAUGAGAAAUUGGGUUAGAUUUAGUUUAUUAACAUAUAGUUAUAUAUAUGAGUAAAUAAAUAAAACUUGGUAUAGUAAAAUUGGUUUGGAAAUUUGGUUUGGUUAUUUUUUUGUUUAUAUAUUUGAUUUGAGUUUGUGUUUGUUAUAAAUUUUUAUUGGUUUGGUUAUGGAUAACCCAUCUAUACUAUUAAAAAUGAAUCAUUCCCAAAAAUCUACUUAAAAAAAGUUAGUUGCACUUUUUCAUUAAUAUCCUACCUCUAUUUUCUCUAACUGUAUAGCAUUAUUGUUAAUUGCUAUAUUGAUAUGUGAUACAUUGAAUACAACGAAUAAUUUGUUACCUUGAUAGAAUUUCUUUUUUGUUUAAAAAAAUCGACAACAAUAUAUUGAUUUUGAUAUGAACAUUUUAAUCCUUGAUAAAGCUUCACUUUCAAUAUUGACGAUGACCUGUCACCCAUGUUUAUUUGUAUGUUAUUAUUAUUAAUAUAUGCCAACUACAUGUCAACAAAAUCUAAACUUUUGAACCUAAAAAGGUAGCAUUUAAUUUAAUGUGAUUUGAAACUGUCAGACAUAUAUAUCAAAAUAUUUACAAAAACAAAUUUGAUAAAAUAAAUUAACAAAUAAUCUGUUAAAAUAAAAUUAUAUAUAUUACGUUUAAAUAUUGUUUUAUAAAUAUAUUGAUAUUAAAAAUUUAUUAUUUAAGAUAGUUUAAAAAAUAUUAGAACUCCUACAAAUUUAUACUAUUAAGUUGACUAAAAAUCUGCUAAAAUACUAAUCCUCACCAAUUCAACAAAUGUUAACUUUUAUAAAAUGCACACAAAAUAUACUGAGAGAGAGUAUGCUUGAGCAUUUGGAUCUUUGGGUUAGGUACAAAUUGUUUUUUUUUGUCUAGAUCGGUUUGGAUCUAUAAUUUAAAUACGUGUAAAAUACCUGUAAUUUUUUGGUAUGUCUCGGGCUGGAACGGUUUCAAUAUUUAGACCCUGAAAAAAACCAAAGUACCAGAAAACCUAAAAACACCCAAACCACACCCAAAACCUCCCAAAAAUAGUCAAAAAUAUUCAAAAGGCAGAAAAAUAAUUUUACCUGAAAUCUGACCCGAUGAACCAAAGUACCAAAAACAUAUCUAAAUAUCUGAAAUAUAUUUUAUAAUUUUAAAAUUUUACCUAAAACUCGAAACUAUAAUCGAAAACCUAAACCUGAAAGUUAAAAGAAUACAUAUAAUAUCAAAAAUAUAUCUGAAAUACCCAACUAUACUUAAUAUAAACAAAAUAUUUUGCAUACUUUGGGUAUCUGAUCGGGUCUCAGUAGGAUCCAGACCCAAACCGAGACCCGCAUGUCAAAAAAAACAUACAAUAGGUGCUUUGCGAUGUAUUCGGACCCGAACCAAACAUAUAUUUUUGAGUUGGUUUCGGUUGAGUUUUUUGAAUCCUCAAAUUCCCAAACUUAAGAGAGAUCUACAUUAGAAUGUACAUACAAAAUCUCAAAUAAACUACUUCUAAAUUAUAUAAUUUUAAACAAAUUUUAUGUUUUGAUAUAAUACAUACUUUGUAACAUAAUAAUGUACAAUCCCAAAUACUAAUUCAUAUUAAAUUAUAUUUAUAAUCCAAGAAAAAACCGCGCUUCGGAAGCGCGGAUCAAAAUCUAGUUAUCCAUUACAAUCCAAAACAUUUUUACCUAAUCCACUAAGUCCAUUAACUCAUUUUAUCCAUUGAUCUGUUGGUAACCAAUUUUUCUAUCCAUUGAGAUCUAUGGUUUGGACUGGUUUGAUUAAUCCAUUAAUUUUAUCCAUUUUGACACUCCUGAUUGUGGGUGUAUGUCAUAUGUGUGUUUUCACAGUUCAUAAAAAAAAUAUUUUGUUCUCAUAUGAUAUUAUAUUUAUUCUUAGUUCAUAAAUUAUAAUAUCACCUUCAUCUAUAGUUAUAUAGUAUAAUGAUUACGCUUACUAUUUCUGUGAAUGCAUUCUUGUAAAAAAUUAAAUAACACUUAAUUAAUAUUGAAUUAUUCAAUAAUUGAAAACUAUACUUUACAUUGUCUAGAAAACUAUACUCUACAUUGUCUAUAGGUAAACACUGUUGCUAUUGUACAAGUAUAACUAAAAGUACAAUGUUUUUUUUUCAUCAACAGAACAGAUUCAUAUAGACUCUGCAAAGCAAACCGGUAGCUCCGCAUCUAUAUAAACGACAAAUAACAGUUGCUUCCCUGCACUACAUACGAGACUAUAUGCCCUUAUGUUAUGCGUCCAUGAAAUAUGAAUGAUCCCGAUCUGUGAAAACUUCCCUUCGAGGUAUUUAUUUCUUCCAAAUAAAUUUCAAAGACUGGCCAUUCUUGUAGUUCCGAAACCAUUUUCACCAACUGCGAAAAAUUUGUUCCAAAUAUAACAUUAAACAGCUUUAAAUUUCUUCCAUUUCAUUGCCCAAAUGAGAGCCUCUAUUUCCGAGUGGAGUGGUGGCUUGAUUAGCCCUUGUAUUCCUUACUCCCAUUAAACUACCAAAUCCUUUGAUGUGAUCUUGGACUGAUUUAUGAAGUUAUGGACAUGGAAGACAUUCAGAAAUCAACUCAUGAUGUUAGCUAACAUGUCCGGUCCAUUUUUAUGAAGUUACAAGCCCAAGAAAAUUAAAAAACAAGUGUUUUUUAGCUGUCCAAUAAAAGUGACGAAAAUCAAAAACUAAAUUGCAUGGAAAGCUUCUAUCUCCUGUAUGCAAUGAAUGCUUGUUCCAAAAAAACAUUUUCUCUCCUGCAUGCACCAUUUUGUGAUUUCCUAUGUAUUAAUUAUCUAGCUUUCUCAACAAGUUUAGUUUCCUAUAAAUAUGUUGUAAUCUCUAUUAAAAUAAAAGAAGCCUUCGAACGAUUAUUUUUGGAACCUUGAGAGUGAUUCUAAUUUUCUUUCAAUGGUGUGUAAUAUCUAUUGAUAUUUUCGAUCAAUCUUGGUGCGACAUAUCCAUGGGAUCAAACCGAUCCGUUCUUGUGCGUCAUAUCCUGGGGGUCAGCCUCAUUGUCGUCCAGGUGUGUCAUAUCCCAGGGCAUUGAGUUGGAAUAUCGGAGGCCUUCACAUCCUUCGUGUGACCAUUUAUUACACAUCCCUUGUCUUUGAAGAUUUACGGUUUCAUAGCAGCAAGGCUUAUUCCCUUUACCAACUUAGAUUGCCAACUCCUCGAGAGGUUUUCAUCAUCCUUCCAAUGCACUAUACCACACUUUUCCCGAGUAAGUUUCCUGGGUUUUCCAUGAUCCUUCCGUAAAAUACCAUCGACCUGGUAUAAACGGUAUUGUCGUUUCCACUUGCAACCUAAUUUGAUCAGCUCGCUGUGGAAUUGUCGCAUGUGCCUCAGCCCAAAUUAUAGAUUAUGUAUCUGCCAACUUGAGAGUAAAUAUGGAAUCAACAUCUAAAUUGCUGAAAUUUUUGUUGUUUCUUUCUUUCCAUAUGCACCAUAGGAUCCAUGCAUAUUGAUGAUUUUCCAAUUGUGUGGAAAUCCUUAAAAAUAAAUGAUCCAUAUUUGCAAAGAGUGACUGAGUGGGGAAGAUAUAUGGGUUCUAUGAGAUUCGUGAGAGAUCCCAAACCUGAACCGCCGGUGGACAUCCAAAAAAUACAUGAUUUAUGGAUUCCUCAGGUGCUCCACAAUGUGCGCAAGUUGUAUCCCUUGUAUUCCUCUCGCCUGCAAUUUUUUCUUCACUGCUAUAUAUCCUGAUACCAAUUGCCAUAAAAAGUGUUUCAUCUUAGGUGGGCACCUCACUUUCCAGCAAAAAUCCUUUAGUGGGGAAAAUGAAGGGCGAUACUCUAGUAACAUUCUUUCUCCAUCCAGGUACACUCGUUCUACUUGAUAUCCAGAUUUAACCGUGUAUCUUCCAUUAUUGGUAAAAUUCCAUCCAUCACGAUCCGCUAUUUGACUUUGACUUAAUGGUAAACUUUUAAUAAUCUUCACAUCGUGAGGAUCUAUCCACAUCUUAAUUGCCUGUAGAUUCCAAGUUCUCGAAUUUGCAUUGAUGAGAGAAUCCAAUGUAAGGUCCAUGUAAAAUUGUGUUGAUUUAUGUUUGCUGGUCUUGGGCGGGUGGAUGGGAGCCAAGGAUCUUUCCAUACUGAUAUUGAUGAUCUGAUCCCACUCUUUGAUUAGUCAUUUGCUAACCAGAGAACUAGCAGAGACAAUAUUGCAUCGGCCAUAUGAUGCGGAGUACGAUCUAAUUGGUUUUAGGGGUAAGGCAUUCCUGAAAUAUCGUCCUUUGAAAACCCUUGAGAAUAACAUAUUCGAUUUCUCAAUCAUCCUCCAAAAUUGCUUUCCAAUCAUAGAAAUAUUGAAGUCUGUGAGGUCUUUAAAACCUAGACCUCCUUCAUCCUUGGGACUGCAAAGUUUAUCUCAUGAUUUCCAAUGCAUACCUCUAGUGCUGCCUCCCGGACUCCACCAAAAUUGAGCACUGCACUCGUUAACUUCUUUGUUACCAUUUUUUGUAUACGAAAGCAAGACAUUACAUGGUUCGGUAAGGCCGUGACUACGGACUUUAUGAUUACUUCCUUGUCCCCCUUCGUGAAAAAUUUGAAAGUCCAUCCAUUUACUCUGUUAUUUCACCGUUCUUGAAUAAAACCAAAAACUUGUGUGUUUUGAACCUCCCAAAUUCUCAGGGAUGCCUAGAUAUGAUCCUAUCCCUACUAAAUUUUGUAUCCCUAAUACACCCCGAAGUUCAUGUUUGGUGGAUUCCUCGAUCUUAUGACCGAAUUGAAUCGAAGAUUUUUUAAAAUUUAUCUGUUGACCCAAUACCCCCUCAUAUUCCUUUAGAAUACUAAGAAUUGCCUGGCAUUCCUCUUCAUUGAUAAAGGUCAAAUGAGAAAUUGAAGGACAAGCCCUUGCAACCUUCAUACCUGUGAGUUGUCUCUCUUUCUCAGCCUUUUUGAUGUUCGCUAUCAAGGCUUUCGUGUAAAUAAUAAACAAAUAAGAGGACAAUGGAUCCCCCUGACACAAACCACAGUGUGGCGUUUUGUGUCCCUUUGACUGACCAUUCAAUAAUACCAUGUAUUGAAUCGAGGAAAUACAUUCUAUCAUUAGUUGGAUCCAAAGAUGGUCAAAACCCAUUUUGUGGAGUAAUGCCUUGAUAAAAAGGCCAUUCCACCAUAUCAUACGCUUUACUCAUAUCCUUCUUUAUGGCCAUAAACUUGUUUUGGCAUGACUUAUUCGUCCUUACCCCAUGAAACAUCUCUUGGGCUAUAAGAAUAUUGUAAGAGAUCAAUCUUCCAGCCACAAAAGCCAAUUUUGUUAUCGAUAUAAGUAAAGUAAGGAAGACCUUCAACCUCUAACAUAAUACUUUUGAGAUAAUCUUAUAUCCUACAUUACACAUACUUAAGGGUUUGAGCUCUGUCAUCCUUUUUGGCCUCUACGUUUUAGGAAUCAAGCAAAUAUUUGUAAUGUUUAACCUCGUGUCUAGCUUUCUGGAAAUUAAAAAUGUAUUAACCAUAUCCAAUAGGUUCUUUUUUUAUUAUAUGCCAAGAAUGUUGGAAAAAAAGUGCUAUCAUUCCAUCCAGUCCAUGCUCUUUCUCUGGAUGCAUCAUAAACAAGGUUUGUCGAACUCCCAUCCUCCGUUGCAAUCCUUAGUAACUCUGAUUCAUUUGGGGAGUGAUGCUAGGCGACAUCUCUUCCAGAAAAAUUUUGAAUUCUGAAGGAGAAUUUGUCCUAAACAAAUCCUCAAAAUAAUCCACUACAACCUUUUCUACACCAUUUUCCUCUAUUAUCUAGUUUCCAUCAGCAUCAUAGAGACCCUGUUACGAGCACGCCGUUAUUUCGUUAGGGCAUAAUAAAGUUUGGUGUUAAGAUCCCUUGAUGUAUGCCACAUAUUUCGGCUCUUCUGCUGCCAAAAAUCUUCUUCAUCCUUAUAUGCAUCAUGUAACUUCCUAUCAGUAUUUAUUCCUAAGUUCUGUUGUCAUUUGUUUGGUUCCUUCUCCGGAGCUUUUUGACGCUCACUGAUUUUCUCCUUUUCAUAGGCUGAGUUAUUCUUACGCCAUCAAGCAAUCUUGUUUUUUCCGAUAAAAAUAGAAAAUCUGGUUUAUGUUUAUGAAAUAUCUCUUGGAGUUAACUUAUUGUCCAUUUGCUUCUCAUACCUCUACAGUUCCAGCUAAGAACUUUCAUAAUAAUAAAAAAGUAGAUUUGCUCCAUUGAGCUGUACAGACGGGUGUGAAGAACUCCUUUAUGUCCGGUUAACCUAUGAUGCAAUAUGAAUGUUGUGAUCAUCAUUGGACCCGAAUGUGCUUGAUUUUGUCCCUCAUGUCAUAAUGUUGCUCUAGUUCCCACAUAAAUAUUGCGAGUAUACAUUUCAUUAUACUGUAUGACAUAAUUACGAAACUGAAACCAGAAAAACCAUGCCGGUCGUAAAACCACCAAAAUAGCAUAUCCUCAACGUUAAGUGUCUCCCUUAUUGUAUGGAACCAUAUCCAAUCAGCAACUAAGGCUUCGAUUGGUACACUUGAUGAUAAAGCACUAUCAGUAUGUUGUAAAAGCUAAAUGUUCUCAUUAAAGUUUAUAAUAAAGUGAUUGGUAGAGAAGUAGCAGUAUACAAUUUUAAAAUUAUCAUAAAAGUUAGUAUAUAAUAUAUUUAUUUUAAAAUAAUACAUAUUAAAUUAUAAUAUAUAUUAAUAAUAUUUUUGUUAUUAAAAAUAAUGAAUCUUAUUGAAUUAUUAUAAUUAAAUUAAAUUUUAAAUGUGACAUAUUAUUAUUUAAAAAAUAAAUAAAUGUAAAAAAAAAUUUGUCAGCAACUUAUACAGACUCGUACAGACUCUGUAAACCAAACCGGGUGAUCUGCAUCCAUGUGGACGACGAAAGACGGUUGCACCCUAGCACUAUGGGCUAGACUAUCUGCCAUUGAAUUUUCCGUCCUUGGAACAUGGAUGAUUUCUGCUCGGAGGAAACUUUCUUUCAGGAACUUGAUGUCUUCCAAAUAAUUUGCAAAAGCUGGUCAUUCUUCUGAUUUCGAAACCAUCUUCACCAAAUGAGAACAAUCCGUUGCACACGUAACCUGAAAUUGACGUAAAUUUAUCAUGCAUUCCAUUGCCCACAGUAGCGCUUCCAUUUCCGCAUGAAGAGGAGAGAGACUAGCCCGAACAUUCCUCGCCCCCAACAGUAUAUCAAAUCCUUCUAGAGUGCUGAGCCAACCUUGUCCAGAAAAGAUAUCACCCUCUUUCCAGGAACCAUCUGUGAAACACCAUCUUCCUGGAAUUGGCGGCAGAGACGUAACCGCAACUUGUGGUACUGUCCUCUGCUCAUUCAACAUAUGUGCUUCAGCCCAUAAUGUUGAUUAUGUUUCUGCCAAUUUAAGCGUAUCCAUGGGACCAAUGUCCAUCUUACUAAAAGUUUUAUUAUUACGACAUUUCCAUAUGUACCAUAGAAUUCAAGCAAACUGAUGAUCCUCCAUCUGUGGUAGAACUCUCCAGAAGAGAUGAUCCAUAUUUUUGAAUAGAGAACUUGUUGGAAAAAUUUCUGGAUUUGAUGGUAUCUUCGAGAGAGCCCAAACCUGAAGUGCCGGAGGACAUUCAAAAAACACAUGGUUUAUCGAUUCCUCAUGGGCUCCACAUCUUGCACAACAAAUAUCCCCUUAAAUCCCUCGCCCUUGCAGAUUCUUCUUAACUGUUAUACACCAUUUCACUAGUUGCUAUAGGAAAUGUUUUAAUUUUGGUGGGCACCGUAUUUUCCAACAAAAGGCCUUCAAGACGUCAACUGUGGGACCUAUCAAGAGUGGUGGUCUUGCCCGAUCUGGGUAAAUCCGUUCCACCUGAUAUCCUGAUUUAACUGUAUAUUUUCCACUUUUUGUAAAGUGUCAUCUAUCCCUGUCUAUCCUCUGAGUCCUACUUAGUGGUAUACUUUCUAUAAGACGGAGGAAGAGACCGAGGAAGAGAUUGAAGUGGUUCUGAAGCUGCAGCCCUUUCAUUUCAAUUACUGGAUGUUGGCUCUUGCAAGGUGGCAACCAAGGAAAUCGCAGCUGUUCCCGGCAGAAAUACCGUUCUGGGUUCGAGUUCUAGGAGUUCCAAUGGAGUUUAGGACACGCCCUAACUUCGAAAGCAUUGGUGAUGCUCUUGGAAGGACGGUCUCAGUGGAUCUUGAUCAUUCAAGAGUUCAAGUGGUGGUGGAUGCUUUUCAACAGCUCUGCUUUGAGACUACUGUGGAAUUCAAAGGGGGAGAGUUUUAUGAUGGUGAGGAAGCUGCGAUUUCAUUAAGAUAUGAGAAGCUCUUUGGAUAUUGUCCAAUCUGCUCUAGCCUGUGCCACAAAGAAGAAAAAUGUCCUCUCGCUAAGCCGGAGGUGAAGAUGAGUCCGGAGAGAAAGAGGGAGACUAGAGAAGGUAAUGGUGGGUGGCAUGAAGGCGGGAAGCAUGACGACAGGGCUCGGAGUUAAAAAGGUGUUGUCAUUAAUGGGAACACGGGUCAUCAGCAGAAGGAGAGAGAUGGUCGGGAUUAUUAUGGGAAGGGAAAAGGAAAGAUGGUUCAGGAGACUGACUCCAAAUGGAUGCGGGUGGCUGAGAAAGGGAAUAAGGGAUCGUUUAACAACUGUGGAAUGUAAAAUUUAUUUAAAAAUAUAAAAUUUACUUUUGGAUAUACAAUAAUAGUUGAUAUUAUUAAAUAAAAUAACUCAAUUAUAUAUAAUUUAUCAUUAUUUAUUUAUUGGUAGAACAGUA
Messenger RNA from Brassica napus (rape), 13364 nucleotides. RefSeq names its product auxin response factor 22-like. NCBI's taxonomy places the organism in Eukaryota, Viridiplantae, Streptophyta, Magnoliopsida, Brassicales, Brassicaceae. Gene Ontology annotation, biological process: response to hormone; regulation of DNA-templated transcription. The transcript has 14 exons. Bases 1697 to 3343 code for a protein of 548 amino acids. Gene Ontology annotation, cellular component: nucleus. Gene Ontology annotation, molecular function: protein binding; DNA binding. The record is from RefSeq and is a predicted model, not a curated record.